UCGGCAAUCGCGGAACCGUUUUCCCGCCUCAUCUUUCGCAACAAUUCUCUCUACCACCGAAAACCCCCCGUCAACCUUCACACGCCCAAACCUCCUCAUCGCAAGGUCCUCACGUCCGGCUAUCCCACCCCUGUCCCAAGGUCACCCGGACAAAUCCGGAGUCGCAACACUCACUCGCAUUUUAAACGUUGCGUUUGUGCGGUGCUCACGUUUGGAUUCCGGUGCUCUGCUGGUGCGGCGUUGCGUUCGCGGAGCCCAAAUCUAGUCGCCCUACGAUGCUCCAGCACGCACGCAGCUGAAUCUAGUCGGCCGAGAUGUCUGCCAUAGAAGACGAGAUCAGCACGGCUGAUACUGAAGAUGCUCUACUCAAAGGCUCGAGAAACAGCUCGGAGACGAUCAGCGAGGGAACGUCGAAGCGACCGUGGUGUUACGUCAUCGGCGGCGGGGUUCUACUCGUCUGGGGGUUGGCGACGCUGAUUUGGACGCCGUUUGAAAUACUAAUGGCCGAACGCCUCCGAAUGACGCCGGGGUUUCCCCCGUACGAAUGGUGGAAAAAUCCCCCAGAUGAAGUCAUAAUCAGGGCCUACCUCUACAACGUCACUAAUUCCGAAGAGUUCCUAAAUAACCCGAACGUUAAAAUAAACAUGGCCGAAAUCGGCCCGAUCGUCUUCAUGGAGAAAUUGACACAUACCAACGUGACCUUCAACGAAAAUGGCACCAUGACCUAUGUGGCAACGCGAAAGGCGAUUUUUUUGCCAGAACUGAAUAGCAUUGAUCUGAAUGCGACCAUCGUGGUGCCUAAUUGGGCUCUGCUGGGCAUCGCGUCGUAUUUGUCCGAACAGAGCUUUUUCGUUAAGUUAGGGUUUAACCUGUUGACGAGAUCGGUUAAACCGCAACAGUUUGUUAAGUUAACCAUUGAUCAGUUCCUGUGGAACUUCACAGAUCCGAUGCUGGAUGCGGCCUAUAAAAUUGCGCCGUUUCUAGUUCCGAUCAAAAAUCUAGGGAUCUUGUCGCGGAUUUACACAAAUUUCACCAACACUGUAACAGUGUACAUUGGGACGAAAUACGGGGACGAGAAUUUCUUCCUCAUUGAUAAAUACGACGGCUCUAAGGACCUCCCCAAUUACGGGGCUAGUUGUGGGGGCGGAGUCGUGAAUUCAUCAGAGGGCGUGGCUUACCCUCAAUACAUCACCAAAAACACCACUCUUAAGUACUGGCGGAAGACAUUUUGCAAAAUGGCGGUCCUCCACCAUCGAAAAGAUGUGUCUAAAUAUGGGGUUAAUGCGUUCCGGUUUGAUUUAAUCGACUCCAUUUUUAACCGAACGGAGCCGAGCGAAGCCGAUUGUUUUCGGGGGCAGCCGGAUUUACCCGAUGGUCUUUCGGAUAUUUCCAAAUGUCAUUUUGGGUUUCCCCUAGCUACGAGUUUCCCUCAUUUUCUCCACGGUGACUCGAUUAUUAGAUCGUACGUCAGUGGAAUGAAGCCAAACCGGACGAAGCACUCGUCUUACCUCAUCGUUGAACCGACCACAGGGGUGCCACUCGAAUCGGCGGCCCGGUCCCAAAGCAACCUAGUCGUGCGUAAAUUGACAGGUUUUAAUGAAUUAGUCACGCCUUUCAGCGACACUGUCAUUCCUAUGUUCUGGUUGGAAUACAACCAGAUGGGCCUACCUUGGUAUAUCAUCGGCUUGGUCUAUUUCCAAGUCAACGUUCUUCCGAUUUUUCAGCGCUUUUUCACAGCCUUCUUACUGACGGGAAGCGUGAUCCUCUUCUGUUUCUAUAUCAAGCACAAGCGGAAGCAGCGGCUACUAGAUAAUAAGGUUCUCGUGUUCGAGAAGGAGUUAUUUAUGAAGAAACCCUAGUUUUAAGUUAUACACGCAGUAUUGUACCAUUGCUCAAUUAUUUUCUAAGAAAGUGUCAUUUUCUAAGGGGAAAUUUGUUGAUUUUGUAACGUUUUAGUCGUAAAUUAAAUAAUAGACCAAAGUUUCUCAUUAAAUGUGAUACUUUUUUGUUAUGUUGGCAGCAACAUCUGCGACGCUAAUCAUUAGCUUAGGCAAUUUUUGACAAUAAAUAAAUAAAUCAGC
Tribolium castaneum (red flour beetle) is the source of this 2081-nucleotide messenger RNA. RefSeq names its product scavenger receptor class B member 1. The transcript has 9 exons. The record is from RefSeq and is a predicted model, not a curated record. Lineage: Eukaryota; Metazoa; Arthropoda; Insecta; Coleoptera; Tenebrionidae. The coding region runs from base 315 to 1859 and encodes 514 amino acids. Gene Ontology annotation, cellular component: cytoplasm; membrane. Gene Ontology annotation, molecular function: scavenger receptor activity.